CUCUCUCUCCGUCACUUCUGCUGUUGCUUCGAACGUCGACGGAAGGUGAAGAAGAAGGAAGAUCGCCUAGCUGCCUACAUUCGCCAGCAGCGUACGCUGAAGGAAGCAAACGAUCACCAGCGAGCGCAACAAUCAGAUUAAGGCAUUAUAGAUCGCUGCCAGCAUUAACGGUAACAGCAAGAACACGGGCUGGCAGUGGUAGUGGUGACACGCAGAGAAACUUGUGCGAGUGAUGCGUCAUUAGUGAGGUUUGUCGAUUUGUGCGUAAUGUAAGAAGAGUGGGUGUGCAGUGUCGAUUACAAUAUCAGCAUAGAAUAUUUGUCGUGACUGGCCAGGUUGAAAAACAUAAGAGAAAGACGUUGAAGGUAUCGACGGAACUGAAACGUUCAGGGGGGCCUUCGCUGUAUUCUACGGCGUAACGGCAGCUACUCUGCUCUGUUAGCAUAGUGCGGUUACGGUGUGAAACACUCGUAGUGUUCAUUAACGAAUCGUUAUACACGACGUUUCACUUUCGCGGAUGAUUUGUGCAAAGGACGAAAUCUCCUGCUAGAAGAGGCAACGUACUGCCCACUACUAUACACCCUAAUAAUCACUGCAACUAGCUAGACACUUAUUACUGAGACCUAGGUGAGAUUAAGAGUAAGUGAGACGUGUGAAAUAUUGUAUGAGCGUGAACGCUUGUUGUAGUUCUACCUGUUCACAUUGGUCGUGCAUAGUGGUGCCUCUAAAACAGUCUAUGGCAGUGUAAGCAUGGCUUCGAAGAGGAAGAGUCCUCCCACAAAGCUCCACACCCCUAACCAUUCAAACCCCAACGGAGAGGAAACUGAGCUUAACAACAACAACAACAACAACAACAACAACAAUAAUCACAACGGAAGCCUUACCGGAAGUGGACGUAACUCGCCUGAGAGCACUCAACUCAACUUGGCUGAAGGCAUGACUCGUCAUUGGAGCUCAGAUGAAGAGGAUUGCCAUAAUGGGAAAGCCUCUUUAACGGCUGCCCUUGGGCGAGAGGAUGAGGUCGAUAAACAGCGUAAACUUGCAGAGAUGCUACACCAACUCCACACUCUACGACAGCAGAUGGCGUCCAUGGGAGCCCUCGGGGACGAUCGGCUUCAGAUGCUGCUUCAGCAGCAGGCGCUAGCGCUCAGGCUUCCGUGGAUGCUCCCGCAAGCUCCAAGUGGUGCUGCAAAAACGCCCGUACUGGGUUCUCCAUCACCUUCGCCUCCACCCAGCACCCCGGUUCUUCCGGUAACAUCGUCUUCGUCUGCCGUUACGCCCACUCCAGCCAGUGGAGUUGGAGUUGACGACGCGCCGCUUAACUUGUCCAAGAAGGGUCCCGAGUCGUCACAAGGCCCGGCGGGUCAACCCGACCUGCUGAGCAUCGCUCGUCGCCACGUACACAAUAAUGAUAACAACCAUCUAGCGACAACUAGCCUGCUACAAGAAGACAGACCGAAGAGCGUGUCCCCCAUUGCACCCUUGGGAUCUCCAUCGCCCUCCAAAAUGACUGCUAUACCUCCUAGUUUGGAUUCGCUUGGAGGAGACAUCCAUCUCAACCAGCUGCAGCAUCUUUCAAACUUUCUCCCGUAUGUGAACACGUCUUGUUCAUCAACGUUGAGCUUUCCUACGUCUCCAACAUUCAGCCCUACAUCAAACUUACCCCAAAUGACGUCCCCGUUCGCCACAAAUGGCCUUCUGUCAAUGUUCGGAGGAAGCGGCGGCGCUCUCCCUGGUCCACUGACUAACGGUGCAGCUGCGGGUAAGGAAGCUAGUGUGUUUUCUUCAACGUUAGCUGCCGGGCUCACCGACAUCAAGGACGGACUCAAGGACAUGAACUACGAAAGCUCAUCAUCUGAGUGUGGGGACAAAGUGAGUUCCGACCCCCUCCUUGGCGCUAAGGUGAUUCGAGCAGGGCGCGACCCGGUAGAUCGGAAACAGCACAUAAAGAGGCCGAUGAAUGCAUUUAUGGUGUGGGCCAAGGAUGAGCGUCGCAAAAUUCUGAAAGCGUGCCCUGAUAUGCACAAUUCGAAUAUAUCUAAGAUUCUCGGCGCUCGUUGGAAAGCAAUGAGUAACGCCGAGAAGCAGCCGUAUUACGAGGAGCAAUCGCGGCUCUCGAAGUUACACAUGGAAAAGCAUCCAGACUAUAGGUAUCGCCCCAGACCCAAAAGGACCUGUAUCGUUGACGGCAAGAAGCUGCGUAUCUCCGAGUAUAAGACACUCAUGAAGCAGCGUCGUGAGGAAAUGAGAUCUCUUUGCGGUGACGCCGGCGCCAGCUCAAAGGAUGUGUCUCUAUCAAUGGCCCCUGAAGAUUUGCAGGCAGCCUUUGAGGCGGCGCGUCAAGCAUAGCAGGAGGCUGGCAGGGUUCAGGAGACUGAGCUCAGCCCCGAAGGACAAAACGUUAUCCGCCGGCCCUGGGAGCAAACGAACUGAGUCAACGGAAGGGAGGAGAACAAGAUAGCAGCGGUAUCGCUAAGAUGCUAAGACUUAUUUAAAAAAGAUUUGAUACGGCGCACAUGAGGAUAUCUACAGGCUGUGCGCUACAAUCCCAUCUAUACAAUCAAUCAAUCAAUAAGGAGAGGACGAAGCUUGAACGGGAAUUUCAACAAAGGAUGCAAUUCUCUCGCUACUAAUAAGCUUCAAAGGAAAAGGGAGCUGCAAGUAUCAGUAUUGGGCAUUGGCCGAUUUGACCAGAGAUACAUCGGAGGAAAGGCGCUGUAUAGCCUACGAACUGCAAAAUAUCUGGCUAGUGGUGAUCAUGAUGAUAAUGCUGAUGGUCAUGAUGAAGAAACUAAUGUCAAUAACAAUGUUGCUAUUUAUUAGUAACCCGCUGUACAAACUGUUUGUGGCCGAGUGUCGUCAUUCUAGUAAUAACAACAAAAAUAAUGCAAGCACUCAGUACAGCGGCGGAGUGGCUAAUAUUUCAGCAUUAUUAUUACUACUGCUACUACUGAUACGGUCUGGUAAUGCGAUGUGAGGCUUGAAUACAGUCAAAUGGGCCGCUGUCAACAGUGUGGAGCCAGUGCAAUACUUGUGCAAUUUAUUUAUUAAAAAAAUAUUAAGUUAUUUAGAUUAUCGGAUACUUUGAAGGGCAAGGGGUCACUUCUAGCCAUAAGUGAAUAUGUGCUCGUGUGUGCGUUCAACCGAGAGAUGACUGAUUACCAACUGUUUUAGACUACCCUUCCUAACCGUUCCCACAAUCGAGGCGACACGAUUCUUUGCAGCAAACCAUCUUCGCUUCUCCGGAAGUCAUCGACUAUUGCGUCUGGCCAUGUUCGUGUUAGGAUUCUGGAGUGCGAUCUGUUACGUUCACGAGUACAUAUUAUGAUCCUCAGAUAGGAAACGCGGUGUCUAUAACCGGCCCUUAUAGCCUUGUCUCUGACACAACGAACUAAAGUAAAGCAUGUCGAAAUCUAGCGCUUUCCUCGUUUCGUCCUGCCCUGAGUAACAUUUGGUCCUCUUGUUCAAAUCCAAGUGUCAACGGCAAUAUGGUUAUUAAGGGCAGCUGUUAGCAAUUAUUGCCCCUGUACUAUUAUUACUCAUUGUUGAGAAGCAUUUGUCAAGAGUUCAGUAAAUAAUUUUCUUUUACAAAAACUGCCAUGUUAUGUGAUCUACCCUGUGCUGAUGAUUAUCUAGUCACAAACAGAUUUGGAAGCUGUGCAAUGACUUCAAGUUAGCUGGAAUGAACGACCACGCUAAUUUGGUCGUCGUGUAAUCUUUACCGAAAAAUGAUCGGUGUCGAUCUGAUGAAAUCUAAAUAGGGAUCUUUUGCAUUAUUGACUUUUAGCUAAAAUAUGUUUUUUGUUAAUAUUUAGAGUAAAGCGGUAACACAGAUUUUGCAAGGCUCAACGAUAACAUGAAUUAGUCUUCAAGCGCUCCUGGAAGAGCUUAAAUUUUUUUUUGUCAGUUAUUACAUCGAUCACUUGCAGCUUCUCUAGAUCGCCAAAUAGAAUUGUCAAAGGGCUAAGCAAGCCGCUGAUUUCACAAACGAAUUCUAAAAAGCCAAUAGGAAAACUCUACUCGGUCUACACGUAGGAUUUUUUAUGAAGGGAACUAGAGACAAUGGUUAGAAAAUGUAGUUGAAAAGAACGAAAACCAUAUAAAUACGGUAAGCUGCUACGGUGACUAUGCCACGGCGCAGAUAUGUGUACGUCUACGAGUUUACCCAAAGCAUCCAUCUGAUUACGUAACUGUGGAUGGACGAGGCAAGUAUGGAAAAAUUCGUUCACGGAACCGCGAGGCUAACAGCGCUGGUCUCCGGGGAUUAUCGCAUGUAUGUUCUACUGACUAAUGCCCUGUGGUAACAACAAGGACACGUUCCUGGAUAUACUGAGCGCGUUCGAUUCGAUGUGUAUAUGUGCGUACAUUUUGUCUGUCGUAUGAAUUGUCCGCGACGGAGAUAAGGCGUAGGGUAAAGUAGCAAAAGCUCGAUGUUCAGAAGAAGGUAACGUUAUUGGCAAUGCUUAUAUGCAGCCAGCCAUAUGCCGUACCAACAUGCAGGAACGGAUACAUGGCAGUGGACGGUGGCAAUGAUAAUGGUGUGAUUGGAUCGAUUAAAAUUUUAUGGGCUGCAAGCCCGCACCAGUCUGAGCCCAACUUCAGAACAGUGACGUCAGAUGCGGUCGGACCCGACAGAAUAAGACAAUGACAUAGAAUUGACGACAGUAUAUAAAUACAUGAAAAGACAGAUUAUUAUUAUUAUUAUUAUAGUAAUUGCAGUCAUAAAAUGUCGUAGAAUACAGAUCAUGAUGAAUACAGAAUAAAAGGAGCGAUAAGUAUGUAGGCACGAGCAUGGUAUAUAAUGAUGGCAGGGUGAAGGCGUGAGUGCGUGUAUGUAUAGGAAAUGGUGUGUAAUGUGGUUUUGGAAGUAGAAGGCUAAACCCGUGUUACCUAUCCUAGCGCCCUACGAUAAAUAUAAAUUAAAGAAAAACAUGAUGAUAGUGCGCGUAACCCUGGGGGCAAUAUUCAUGCAAUCUCAACUCAGAAUUUCGUAACGUCAAGAACAAUGAUAAUGACGCUAAUAAUGACGAUGAUUGUCACAAUCUAGGAGCGGGAGAAGUUGUCGACGAAAGGCCAACCAAAGGUCGAUUGAAAAGGAGCCGCGAUAUACACCCAUGCACCAAACAUAUGAAAAUAUAUAGAAAUACGGAUAUAUUAGUUCAACCAAUAACAGCAUCAAUCUCUAAAAUAGGAGCAACAAUCACUAGCUCAGUUAUAAGAGAAUCAAGAGCCGGUUACAGUGUGAUCGGUUGAUUUACUCAAACGUAGCUCGCGCAAACAUCUGUCCCUGUUUCGCUCUCCUUCCGUCUACCCAGCAUCAGCCGCCGCUCAUUCUUACCUACCUCCUCUCGCUUCCGUCAGUUCCUUUUUCCGUAAAGCACCUGCUGACCGCUCUUGUUUCUCUGGAGGUCUACUUUUCUUUCUUUCUCUCUCUCUGCCGUCGUCUGCAUCAACGCAGAAUUUCCAUCGGAACGUUUGAUACAGCAGUGAAACAGAUCGUCAGUACAGACAAUUGCCACCUGACCAGAGGAAAUACCUAAACACCAUAAAAAUUGAUAUAUAUAUAUA
Varroa destructor (honeybee mite) is the source of this 5568-nucleotide messenger RNA. RefSeq lists its product as uncharacterized. The record is from RefSeq and is a predicted model, not a curated record. Gene Ontology annotation, molecular function: RNA polymerase II cis-regulatory region sequence-specific DNA binding; DNA-binding transcription factor activity, RNA polymerase II-specific. NCBI's taxonomy places the organism in Eukaryota, Metazoa, Arthropoda, Arachnida, Mesostigmata, Varroidae. Gene Ontology annotation, cellular component: nucleus. Gene Ontology annotation, biological process: cell fate commitment; regulation of transcription by RNA polymerase II.